Messenger RNA from Mus musculus (house mouse), 1997 nucleotides. It is a transcript of the gene Gfra3, whose product is annotated as glial cell line derived neurotrophic factor family receptor alpha 3. The transcript has 8 exons. The record is from RefSeq and is marked reviewed. Lineage: Eukaryota; Metazoa; Chordata; Mammalia; Rodentia; Muridae. Gene Ontology annotation, molecular function: transmembrane signaling receptor activity; glial cell-derived neurotrophic factor receptor activity; signaling receptor activity. Gene Ontology annotation, cellular component: plasma membrane. Gene Ontology annotation, biological process: cell surface receptor protein tyrosine kinase signaling pathway; glial cell-derived neurotrophic factor receptor signaling pathway; nervous system development. Bases 168 to 1361 code for a protein of 397 amino acids.
GCCCACGACCCUAGUGGGAGAGUGGCGGCGCCGCGAGGAGGGGCGGGAGGCGGCGGUGGGAGGUGUCGGCCGAGGGAGCCCAGCUCUCCGAGUCCUGUGCACCAAGGCAGGGGAACGCGGCGCCCAGCGCAGGCAGAGCGCUGUCGCAUCCCGGGCGUCCACCCGCCAUGGGGCUCUCCUGGAGCCCGCGACCUCCACUGCUGAUGAUCCUGCUACUGGUGCUGUCGUUGUGGCUGCCACUUGGAGCAGGAAACUCCCUUGCCACAGAGAACAGGUUUGUGAACAGCUGUACCCAGGCCAGAAAGAAAUGCGAGGCUAAUCCCGCUUGCAAGGCUGCCUACCAGCACCUGGGCUCCUGCACCUCCAGUUUAAGCAGGCCGCUGCCCUUAGAGGAGUCUGCCAUGUCUGCAGACUGCCUAGAGGCAGCAGAACAACUCAGGAACAGCUCUCUGAUAGACUGCAGGUGCCAUCGGCGCAUGAAGCACCAAGCUACCUGUCUGGACAUUUAUUGGACCGUUCACCCUGCCCGAAGCCUUGGUGACUACGAGUUGGAUGUCUCACCCUAUGAAGACACAGUGACCAGCAAACCCUGGAAAAUGAAUCUUAGCAAGUUGAACAUGCUCAAACCAGACUCGGACCUCUGCCUCAAAUUUGCUAUGCUGUGUACUCUUCACGACAAGUGUGACCGCCUGCGCAAGGCCUACGGGGAGGCAUGCUCAGGGAUCCGCUGCCAGCGCCACCUCUGCCUAGCCCAGCUGCGCUCCUUCUUUGAGAAGGCAGCAGAGUCCCACGCUCAGGGUCUGCUGCUGUGUCCCUGUGCACCAGAAGAUGCGGGCUGUGGGGAGCGGCGGCGUAACACCAUCGCCCCCAGUUGCGCCCUGCCUUCUGUAACCCCCAAUUGCCUGGAUCUGCGGAGCUUCUGCCGUGCGGACCCUUUGUGCAGAUCACGCCUGAUGGACUUCCAGACCCACUGUCAUCCUAUGGACAUCCUUGGGACUUGUGCAACUGAGCAGUCCAGAUGUCUGCGGGCAUACCUGGGGCUGAUUGGGACUGCCAUGACCCCAAACUUCAUCAGCAAGGUCAACACUACUGUUGCCUUAAGCUGCACCUGCCGAGGCAGCGGCAACCUACAGGACGAGUGUGAACAGCUGGAAAGGUCCUUCUCCCAGAACCCCUGCCUCGUGGAGGCCAUUGCAGCUAAGAUGCGUUUCCACAGACAGCUCUUCUCCCAGGACUGGGCAGACUCUACUUUUUCAGUGGUGCAGCAGCAGAACAGCAACCCUGCUCUGAGACUGCAGCCCAGGCUACCCAUUCUUUCUUUCUCCAUCCUUCCCUUGAUUCUGCUGCAGACCCUCUGGUAGCUGGGCUUCCUCAGGGUCCUUUGUCCUCUCCACCACACCCAGACUGAUUUGCAGCCUGUGGUGGGAGAGAACUCGCCAGCCUGUGGAAGAAGACGCAGCGUGCUACACAGCAACCCGGAACCAACCAGGCAUUCCGCAGCACAUCCCGUCUGCUCCAGAAGAGGUCUUAGAAGUGAGGGCUGUGACCCUUCCGAUCCUGAGCGGCUAGUUUUCAAACCUCCCUUGCCCCUGCUUCCUUCUGGCUCAGGCUGCUCCUCCUUAGGACUUUGUGGGUCCAGUUUUGCCUUCUGUUCUGAUGGUGAUUAGCGGCUCACCUCCAGCGCUUCUUCCUGUUUCCCAGGACCACCCAGAGGCUAAGGAAUCAGUCAUUCCCUGUUGCCUUCUCCAGGAAGGCAGGCUAAGGGUUCUGAGGUGACUGAGAAAAAUGUUUCCUUUGUGUGGAAGGCUGGUGCUCCAGCCUCCACGUCCCUCUGAAUGGAAGAUAAAAACCUGCUGGUGUCUUGACUGCUCUGCCAGGCAAUCCUGAACAUUUGGGCAUGAAGAGCUAAAGUCUUUGGGUCUUGUUUAACUCCUAUUACUGUCCCCAAAUUCCCCUAGUCCCUUGGGUCAUGAUUAAACAUUUUGACUUAGGACUUU